AUAGUUCCGUAUCUAUGUUAUGUUUGUUCUCUUAUACUCUGCUUCUUCAAGCAUAAGAGAUACACUUUAACCUAACCUUAAUUGAUAGAAAAGUGUCUGAAAGCAUAUUGUUUAAAAGAUUACGUUAGUAUUAAUUUUCAAUUAAAAAUGAAUUCAAGAACUCAAACUAGAAGAAUUCCCGAGGUAGAGCCUCGAAUAGAUUAUGUGCAAUGCGACGGGUUAGUAGUCAUGAAAAUGGUAAAGCAUUGUCACGAAGAAUCGAUGAGUAACAUGGAUGUAGCUCAAGGUGCUCUGCUUGGUUUAGUUGUUCAAAAUCGUCUCGAGAUUACCAAUUGUUUCCCUUUUCCCAAAAACGAUGAGAUUAUGGACGAAGAAGAAUAUCAACUUGCUAUGAUGCGUCGUCUUCGAUGGGUAAAUGUUGAUCAUUUCCAUGUUGGAUGGUAUCAGAGCGCAGACGUUGGCAAUUUCUUAAACGUAUCUCUAUUAGAAUCACAAUAUCAUUAUCAAACAUCCAUCGAAGAAUCGGUGGUGCUUAUAUAUGAUACAGCCAAGUCAGCCAGAGGUUUUUUAACUUUAAAAGCAUACAGGCUUACUCCCCAAGCUAUACAAAUGUAUAAGGAAGGUGAAUUUACACCAGAAGCAUUACGUACUUUGAAGAUUGGUUACGAAAAUUUAUUCAUUGAGAUCCCAGUUGUGAUAAAGAACAGUAAUUUGACUAAUAUAAUGAUGUCUGAACUAGAGGAAAUGAUUCCUGAGGAAGAAGGUACUAAGUAUUUAGAUCUCGGAACAGCCACAGUCUUGGAAAAUCAGUUACGUUGUUUGAUGGAUCGUGUGGAUGAAUUAAAUCAAGAAGCUAUGAAGUUCAAUAGAUAUCAGCAGCUAGUUGUUCGUCAACAGCAAGAGAAGAACAGACUUUUGGCUAAGAGAGCUCAAGAGAAUGCUGCUAGAGCUGCUAAAGAUGAGCCUCCAUUACCAGAUGAUGAUAUCAACAAAUUAAUGAGACCUUUACCUGUUCCUCCUAGACUGAAUCCAAUGAUCGUUGCUGGACAGAUUAAUACAUAUAGUGAACACAUUUCUCAGUUCUGUGCUCAAAGUUUAGCAAAAUUAUACAUUACUCAAAGUCUACAGAAUGCCAAGGAAUCGAAAUCCUCCCAUUAAGAUAAUAUUAAAUGUAACUACAAAAUUUCGAACAUUAAACAUAAAGAAAUAAUAUUCAAAAUAAUAAAAUUUUCUAAGAAAGUGUAUGCAUUUAUAUUUUAUUUUUGUUGUUCUAUCUUUUUAUUAAUCAUAUGUAUUUGAAAACUUAUUUCAAAGUUCAAGGAAAGCAAAGGAGGAAAAAAUUGGAAGAAUUCAUAUUUUUAUUCAUAUAAUGAUCAUUUUAAACAUUAUUUUCAUUGGCCAUUUAUUAGAUAUUUAAUAUAUAAAAAACUCAUAUAAGAAAUUGAUAAUUAAAAUUUACGUUGAUGUAAAAGAAUUUUAUUUUCUUUGUGCGUUACAUAAGAUGCGUAAUUUCUCUUUUUAAUUCUUCAUUCGCUACUGUAUAAAUGGUUCGUUCAAGUGUACACACCCAGACAAAAGUUCAAUAAGCGACAUAAGAGUUACUUGUUACUUCAUAGAGGCGGAUCCGAAAUCAGUAGCGGCUCGUAAUUUUAUACGCCCCGUGUUUCACGGUUUCUAACCUCUAAUCACAAAAUACUUUCUUCCGUUUUUUUUUCUAUUCAUCAAAUUACAUUUCAUCGGCCUGUCUAUUCCUAUCAUCUAGAAUUUCCUUCCGAUUUUCGAUAUGGAUGUGAUUUACAUAUAAGAAAUACACCAUUCUCCGAAGUCAUGAAAGCGUAUUAUGUUUCGCGGACAGUAGUGGUGUACAGUCGUUUAAAUUUUCCAUUUAUGUGGCACAGAAUCGCACACACAUUAAA
Molecule: messenger RNA, 1916 nt
Organism: Bombus huntii
Lineage: Eukaryota; Metazoa; Arthropoda; Insecta; Hymenoptera; Apidae
Gene: eIF3h
Product: eukaryotic translation initiation factor 3 subunit H
Exons: 2
Coding region: 148-1158 (336 amino acids)
Cellular component (GO): eukaryotic translation initiation factor 3 complex; eukaryotic 43S preinitiation complex; cytosol
Molecular function (GO): metallopeptidase activity; protein binding; translation initiation factor activity
Source: RefSeq, a predicted model, not a curated record